UACGAAGGUAGCUAAACACGAACGUGCUCUCUUUGACACGAAGAAUCAAAUCGAUUUGUCGAUAGUUAUAAACCAUUUUCAAAUUUGUUUCAACUAUAAUUUGUGUAUAAGAAGCGAUCAAUAUUUUACGAUUUUCCGCUAUCAUUUAUUUAGGAAGCAAGUUAAAUAGAUCACAAGAAAUAUAAGAGAUGUUCAUAAGAGAUGUUCGUGUUACCACUUUUGCAGUCGUAAUACGUUCAAAAAUUUCAGUGAAAGGAUUGACUGGAUUUUAACUUUUCGUGACGACGUUGAUCUAUAGAUCUUCAAACCGUUGUCCGCGUUGGACGAGCUGUGGAUACGCGCGAACAACUUUAUUUUUUAAAAUAUAGAUAAUAUCUGGAAAAGUAAUAAGAUGGCGCAAUUUGUAAUGGCAGUAUAUGAUGAAUACCGCAAUCUGAUGGACAAUAAGAGCGAUCCUAGAGUCAACAACUGGUUCAUGAUGAGUAGUCCAUUCCCAACCUUAUUUAUUUGCUUAUUUUAUGCCUACUUCGUCAAAGUUUUGGGCCCUAAACUCAUGGAAAAUCGUAAAUCUUUCGAUCUUAGAAAAAUUUUGCUAUUUUAUAAUUUCUUUCAAGUGAUAUUCUCCGCAUGGCUGUUUUAUGAGAGCUUGGUAUCAGGAUGGGGAGGUCAAUAUUCCUUCCGUUGUCAACCGGUAGAUUAUUCAAAUAAUCCAUUGGCACUUCGAAUGGCACGAGGUUGUUGGUGGUAUUAUUUCUCAAAAUUUAUCGAAUUUUUGGAUACGAUAUUCUUUGUGUUAAGAAAAAAGAACAAUCAGAUCACAAUUUUACACGUAAUUCAUCAUGGAUGCAUGCCGAUGUCUGUUUGGUUUGGCGUUAAAUUCAGUCCUGGUGGCCACAGCUCGUUCUUCGGCUUCCUCAACACAUUCGUGCACAUCUGGAUGUACGCCUAUUAUUUCUUGGCCGCUCUUGGACCAAAAGUGCAACGCUUCCUCUGGUGGAAGAAAUACCUGACCACCAUGCAAAUGAUUCAAUUCGUCCUUGUGAUAAUCCACGCGUUCCAGCUUCUCUUCAUCGAAUGUAAUUAUCCGAAAGCAUUUGUCUGGUGGAUCGGCAUGCACGCUAUCAUGUUCUACUUCUUGUUCCGUAAUUUCUAUACUCAAGCGUAUAAGAAGAACCAAUCUUCCACCGUGCAGUUAAAGAAGGAACUAGAAACAGAGAAAUGGAAAAAAGAGCAGAAUGAUAGUGUGAAAGAGAACAGGACGAUAUAUGCCAACGAGUAUAAAAUGGCAACCGGAUAUAUCUCUGACAGUGGACUUAGGAACCGUGUGUUUAUCGACAAUCGCAAUUUCCAAAAGUAAAAAAUUUCGAAAAUAAUUAUCUAUGCAUCGUAUUUCGUGAAUACACAAAUGUGAAUUCGUGUCACAUAAUAAUGUGAUAGCCAGUCUAACCAAUAUAAAUUUUAAAAAAAUAAGUUCUAAUAGCGAUUCUAAAUACUUGGGUUGUAAGAAGUUAAAAUUAAAGAACUGCCAAAUUUCAUCUCUUAAGAUUAAAAGAUUUAAGACUUAAGAUUAGUCAAUGAAAAAGCUUGAGGCCGUCACGUUUACUAUGGCUAUGUGAUUGCAGAUUAUUUGAUGACAAAGAGAUUAAUUGCUCAAACAGUUUCAAAUCCUCAUGAGUAAUCUUGGAAUUAAAAAUUAUAAUUAUUUGAUGACAAAGAUCAAAUGAAGACAAGAGCUCAAAUAAUUUCAAAUUGUCAUGAGUAAUUUUGAAAUUGCAAUUGUUUGAUGACAAAUAAGAUUAGUUGAUAAGAAUAAUUUCAAACCAAUUAUAACUAAUAUCUAGACUUAAAGAUCUGAUUUUUCUCUCAUUGUUUGAAUUUUAACAAUGUUACUAAUCGUUUUUUAAAGAUUUAGAAUUAAGAUUUAAGAUUUAUUAUAGACCAAUUGUGAUCAAAUUUAUCACAAUUUGAUACGAUGUCAAGGAUAUCACAUGAAUAUGACGCGUUCCUUCUUUUUUGAAUUUUUCGGCUUGUCUAUUGAUUAUUGAUUAUAUGAAAUACAUUCGUGUGAAAUUUUUCACAACGUUUCAUGUGUGCUUGCAGAUGUAUGUCUUUAUAUAAGCAAGACUGUAUCAGUGAAUGUAUGAGAAUUAGAGUAAGAUAUAAGGAGAAGACGUGGCGGCAAUACACCGCCAAUACAAAUUUAACUAUCGUUUAGUUAAGAUUACGAGAAUUGCCAAAAAAAUUUUUCUUUUCUUUUUAAGGCUUUUAUUAUGAAUCUUGUAAAUUAUGUUGAUGAAGUUCAAAAAUUGCACGCAACGAAACGAGUCAAAGAAAUCAAACUCAUUAACUUUUUUUCAAUUAUUCAUUCGAAAAAAAUUAACUAAAAAUCAGUAACAUUGUAUAUUAUAUUUUAGAUUUUAAAUUUAAUUUUUUUAACUUAAGAAUUUUUAAGAAAAUAGAAUUGAUUAAUUUGGUUCCUAAGUAGCUCAAAUUAUGUUACAAGCAAUUUUAUGUCAAAUAUUAUGUCAAACAAUUUAUAUUAUAUAUAUAUAAUUUAUGUUAUACUAUAUAUAUAUAAUAUAUAUUUUA
Messenger RNA from Apis laboriosa (Himalayan honeybee), 2589 nucleotides. RefSeq names its product elongation of very long chain fatty acids protein AAEL008004-like. Gene Ontology annotation, cellular component: endoplasmic reticulum membrane. The transcript has 5 exons. Gene Ontology annotation, molecular function: fatty acid elongase activity. Gene Ontology annotation, biological process: fatty acid elongation, saturated fatty acid; sphingolipid biosynthetic process; very long-chain fatty acid biosynthetic process. The record is from RefSeq and is a predicted model, not a curated record. The coding region runs from base 392 to 1357 and encodes 321 amino acids. NCBI's taxonomy places the organism in Eukaryota, Metazoa, Arthropoda, Insecta, Hymenoptera, Apidae.